This is a messenger RNA of Cheilinus undulatus (humphead wrasse), 2049 nucleotides long. It is a transcript of the gene tbc1d7, whose product is annotated as TBC1 domain family, member 7. The record is from RefSeq and is a predicted model, not a curated record. The transcript is spliced from 8 exons. Gene Ontology annotation, molecular function: GTPase activator activity. The coding region runs from base 250 to 1134 and encodes 294 amino acids. Gene Ontology annotation, biological process: activation of GTPase activity; negative regulation of TOR signaling. Lineage: Eukaryota; Metazoa; Chordata; Actinopteri; Labriformes; Labridae.
AUGACAGCAGCAUCAGCUAGCAUGGAGUAGAUCUCGUGGACUGCUUAUCCGUGUAACUUUUCUUUGGUAAAAUGAAGGAAGCCCUAAUGUCGCUUAAGUAACAGUUAUAUCAUGCACUAAAGCCCACACUGCUUUGGACGUCUCAUAUAUUUUACAUUUCUGAGCGCAUAUUAAUGUCAUGGCGCUAAUUAUGCUAUUAGGCUAAUAACUGUGGAUAUUAACGUCCCCUGUUGAACCACCAUACCAAGCAUGGCAGACGACCCUCAGAGAAAUUUCCGCUCUGCAUAUUAUGAGAAAGUGGGCUUCAGAGGAGUAGAGGAGAAGAAAUCGCUGGAAAUACUGCUCAAAGAUAAUCCUCUAGAUCUAGAAAAGCUGAGCACCUUCAGUCAGAGGUUCCCCCUCCCCUCCAUGUACAGGAUCCAUGUGUGGAAGGUAUUGUUAGGUAUCCUUCCACCCCACAGCGACUCUCAUGCUCUGGUUGGAGGCUACAGAAAGGAGCAGUACCAGGAUAUCCUGGAGGCUCUUGAGGUGAUGAGAUACAUCAACCCCUCCACACCUUCCACCCACAUCUACCUUCGCAUGUUCCAAUUGGAGAGCCAGGUGCUCCCACGGUGCUCAGAGACCACCGCCCCGGAUGAGGAGAACGAGGACUUCCUGUCUAUCAGUCGAUCCAUGGAGGAGAUAGUAGACGAUCCUGUCGACUGCUAUUGGCUGAUCAAGUGUUUUGUGAAUCAGUACCACACAAAGUUUGGAGACUCAGUACCUCACCUCCCAAAGAGUCUGGAGCAUUAUCUGAGUCAGGAGGAACCUCGACUGUUGAACCACCUGAAGAACAGCGGAGCGCUCGUUCAGCUGCCAUACAGCCUCUGGUUUAGACGCUGCUUUGCCGGAUGUCUGCCUGAAUCCAGCCUGCAGAGGGUGUGGGACAAGGUGAUCAGCGGCUCCUGUAAGAUCUUAGUGUUUGUGGCUCUGGAGAUCCUGCUCAGCUAUAAGAUCAUGUUGAUGGGAAUCAGCCGGCCUGAAGGCAUUGUCAAGUUUCUGUGCAAUAUACCACAGGAGAACACAGACGCCAUCGUCGCUAAAGCCAUCGACUUGUGGCACAAGUAUUGCGGCACUCCAAUGCACGCUGUGUAGUCACACGGAGCUCUGCGGGGAUCUAAGUAGGGAUGAGUACUGAAGUCUGGUACCAAAGUGGCACCGGUGCCAACACGUCUGAUGCCUACUGGACUUAAUCAAAACAUGGAUUCAGUGCUGCGCCACUUUAUUGCACCCCCACCAGCCUAAAUGAAAGGUACAUAGUAUUUUGGACUUAGUAUUUCAUGUAGUCCUAAACUUGUUUUAGUUCUGCAGAGCUGGAAAGUCUGUAAUUCAUUUCGCUGCAGAGUAAUGUCCCUGCCCUGAUCGCUCGUGUCUUUAUCUUGUUACCUUUUUGAGUCGUCUCUGGUGCAGCUUCAGUGGAUGAAUACUGGUUGAGUCUUUGAUUCCAGAAGUCACAACUGUUUUUAGUAUGCGGUGCCCAACUGGGGGCAGGGGUGCAUGGCUGUGCAGGGGUUAUAAGGUACUAGGUUCACUUCCCGGACAGGGCCUUUCUGUGCGAAGUUUGUAUGCUCUCCUCGAACAUGCAUGGGUUUUCUCCAGGUACUCCAGCUUCCUCCCACCAACCAAAGACAUGCUCUUUGGUGAUUUCCCAGGAUGCACUAGGACUUACUCUUAACUCCACAGAGAGACUGACAAACCAUGGAGAUCUGUUUCUGCAUGAAUGAACUGAAAACUCAUCUGCAGUGACUUUUAAUAAAGCCACAGGAGUCAGGAGCUACUUUUCAUGUUGACAAUUCCCAGCCCUCACCCAAAGAAGAUAAACGAUGUGCAGAAAAGACUUGAAUGCAUGAAUGAACAGUAGAAACAAAGAAGCUGAUGAAUGUGAACGCACAAAACCUGUUUGAUAAAACUUAUUUUUUAAUAAGUUUCUUUCUUUAAGAAACCGCAUACAUCAUAGAAGACUCACAAUAAAUUAAUACUCACAUGCAGUUUUCUGCUUUACAAAAAACA